Messenger RNA from Xenopus tropicalis (tropical clawed frog), 2967 nucleotides. It is a transcript of the gene gnb1l, whose product is annotated as guanine nucleotide binding protein (G protein), beta polypeptide 1-like. The record is from RefSeq and is a predicted model, not a curated record. The coding region runs from base 198 to 1181 and encodes 327 amino acids. Lineage: Eukaryota; Metazoa; Chordata; Amphibia; Anura; Pipidae. The transcript has 7 exons.
GAAUACCCAUUUUGCGCCACCUUCUGAGGAAGUGAUGGUCUCUGCAGUAAACAUGUCAGAAUCUUACAGCAGCAAUAACUGCACUCAGAGUAGUGCUCUUACUCUGUGCCUGCUGAUAUAGGAUUGCCGUCUCAACCACUCAUCUGCUUUAUACAUAAGAAAAUACAAGCGAAUGAGGGCAAUAUAUUGUACUCAAAAUGGCUCUUCCAUCUCCUGAUCCAAAGUUUGACCUUCGGGGGAUCGAUGCAGAGGUGAACUCUUUGCAUUUUAGUUGUAUGGUUCAUAGACCAAGUCAACCACUUCUCUUCUCAGGGUCCUCAAAUGGUCUUGUCCAUGUGUGGAAUUUAAAUACUCGGAGAUCUGAGACAGUGCUCAGUGGUCAUCAGGGGAAAUCCAUCUACUGGCUCCAUACACUGUUUCAUAACAGGGAAUUGUUGUUAAGCCAGGGCAGAGACCUUCAAAUCCGUACAUGGAAUUUAGCAGAAGGCAGAAGGGAAGAAAUUGACUCUGUUCCUGUGGAGAGUGUUGGAUUCUGUAAAUGUUCUUUACUGAAGACUGAAAGUUGCCUUUUAGCUAUGCCAGGAAAGGACAGUUCACAGGUCCAGGUUUUGGAUCUUAAUUCCAAAAAGAUAGUCUCCUCAAUGAAGCUCAGCACAGAUAACCAAUGGGGUAUGGCUAUGUGCAUGAAGUUAUGGCAGCCCAUCUCUGGUCCAAGCCCCCUUCUUCUUGUUGGCUAUGAGGAUGGCUCAGUGGCUCUGUGGAAUGUUUUGGAACACAGAUUGAUGAGCCGACUCACUUGCCACAUGGAGCCUGUGAUGAGCCUUGACUUUGACUGCCUUAAGGCCAGAGGGGCAUCAGGAUCCUCAGAGAGAGUGCUAAAUGUCUGGAGCCUUGAUGAACAGCAGAACCUGAAGGCUUACAAAACACAAGAGCUUGUCAACCCUGGAAUUUCAGAUGUAGUCCUCCGACAAGACAGAAAGAUCUUAGCUACUGCAGGCUGGGACCAUCGAAUUCGAGUAUUCGGGUGGAAGCGGAUGAAACCUUUAGCUGUGUUACAGUAUCACUCAGCUAUUGUGCACUGUGUGUCAUUUUCAGACCAUUUAACCCCUGAAGAUCGAUUGCUUGCAGCUGGCUCAAAAGACCAUCUUAUAAGUUUAUGGUCAGUAUAUCAGAACACCUAAGAUACUUUAUAUUCUCAAACAUACCCUGUGUAUACACAACAUUUCAGUAUACUUUUACUUAAAUCCAGUCCUAUUUUGGAUAAGACUGUAUUUUAAAAGAAAAUGGUCAAAAAUGGAAACAAAAACCAGUCAUGGUAUGCAAUACUUUUGUUUCUUGGAAUUAUACCAGCUGGUUGAAGCAGAUGACAAAGAAGUUGUGUAUCGAUAACCAAGUUUUGAGACCAUGAAAGGAUGGAAAUGGACUCUCAUAAAGGACUGGUGUUAAAAUGAGGGUUGGGUACCUUACAAUCUAUUACGCUGACUCUGUUUGAAUAUGGACCACUAUACGCUAAGGCUGUUAAGAUUUGUUCUACCUUAGUAUAUAUCAAGUACAAGGCACUGUCUUCCAUACAGAAAGCAAAUCAUCCAAAUGAAGAAUUGUUUGUGUUCUGAUUGUGGGUUUCCAGUUUUAGGGAGAGGACAUGUCCUAUUUUUGCUGUUUACAGUAAAUUGAUUUCAUACCUGUACCAAUUCUGUUUUUAUUUUACAUAAAGUAUACAGGUAUGGGAUCUAUUAUGUCGAUUUGUUCUCAUGUAAUAUUGACUUCAAAAUCAUAAGUCUAAUAAAAAAAAAAUAAAAGUCAAGUAGAAUUCUUUUGACAUCAAUAUGGAUUUACACUGCUUUAUGCAGGUGCACCCAGCCCUUUCAUUAUGAGGCUGUCUGUCCUCAUCUUUUUUAUAAUCUUUUUCUAUAAUUUUGACACCAUUUCAACAGUUGCCCCAUGCAUUUGCUUCAUCAUCCUACACCCCUACCACACCCACAUUCUUCUACUUUGCACUACAAAAGCAAACACGUCCCAUCUGUGCCCUUUUCAUCCCUAAAUCCAUUUUACUUUAUUUCCACUACAAAUGCCAUGUUUUCUUCUCAUGGUAUUCCCUCACUACACAAUCUUUGCACUGCUGCAGCUCCUUACUAUAUUUUUAUAGCACCCCAGUGAUCACAUUGUUAGUAUUUCUACUCUUCUUUUGUCUCCCUGUUGACUUUCUACCUCACUCCUUUUUGGCAUCUUGUUUCUUUCUCAUCUCUGUUUGUACUUCUCUUUAUGUAGCACCUGUUUAUUUUCCAACCAUUUCACGCUUUUUCCAGGUUUCAUGAAAUACUUUUGCGAGUAUUCACAUUUUUCGCAGCAUUUUUUUUUGACCGGGAAAAAAUCUCAAACUUUUUUGCGAUAAAUAAACACCUUUGUGUCUGGGCUUACAAACAUUUACUGCCUGUAAUGUUAAACAUGUGGGUGGAGGUUACAUUUUAACACAUUCAUUGAUUGAGUGGAAAAAAGAUAUAAUUAAAAGUUAUUGUAUCUGGGAAAAGCUGUAAUAGAAAAUGGUCCCUAUAACUUAUACAGUUGGUUUCCUCUAUUAUUAUGAAGCCACAACCUGAGAUUCAGUAAUAACAACAGAGAAUUUAUGCAUUGGGUUACAGAUUGUCUUAUUUGAUUGUAUAUUAUUUGGAAAGAGCUGUAUUACUGUUGUAUAAUAUCCUAGAUUGUAAGCUAUUGCGAGCAGGGCCCUCUGAUCCUUACUCUGUAUACCCCUAUUUGUUAAACCAGGGGUCCCCAACCUUAUUCAUACCAAGGACCGGUUGCUAUGUGUAAAAUGUUUCCACGGACGGGGGAAGGGGUGGUUGCGCAGCGCGUUCAUUUUGCCUUUGUGUGUAUGUCGCGUUCCGUCGUGUUUUGAAAUGGGUGAACACAAUGACCUUACAUCAUUUUUACAUUGUGUAAUAAAUACAUAUGUGUGCGUGUGACACA